Molecule: messenger RNA, 4902 nt
Organism: Eupeodes corollae
Lineage: Eukaryota; Metazoa; Arthropoda; Insecta; Diptera; Syrphidae
Gene: Magi
Product: membrane-associated guanylate kinase, WW and PDZ domain-containing protein 2
Exons: 7
Coding region: 1063-4548 (1161 amino acids)
Biological process (GO): hippo signaling
Cellular component (GO): cytoplasm
Molecular function (GO): protein binding
Source: RefSeq, a predicted model, not a curated record
GGCAAUGAAAAGAAACGCCAGUACCAGUGUUGGAAUUUUUGUACUUUAAAUAGUUUUGAAUACUUAUAUUGCUACACCUGUAAUUAAAGUGCUGCAUAAACAAUGUUCUACUUCAUUUCGAAAGUUUGUUUUUGUUAGAAAUAUCGAGGCUUUAAAAUGUUCGCUCUUAUAUCCAUGAAAAUAAUUCCUGGUUAGAAACCUAUUUUGCUUUUUUAUUCAGUCUUCAUUUUCUUUUCGUGUUUUUGUUCUACUUCAGUAUGUUAUUGCUCAGUGCUCACGGAAAUAAAGUAAUAAUAAUUUAAUAGGGACAUCGGUUAUCACAGUUGCUUUCUAGAUAAACAAAAUAAAAAAAAUAUCUGAAAAAAGGUUAUGCAUUUUGCAACAAAACUUCAUUAAACAAAUGUUGUGAAGCCGUUGGUAGUUAGUUUACUCUAAAGAACUGUUGCUUGGCGAGUAGAACAGUUGGAAUAACCAAGCUCGAUGCACAUUCAUAAUGGCUACAAAUAAAGUGCAGUGUUUUGUUUUGUUCAAAUCAUAGUUAAAUUAUUGUCGUUUAAUGGCAUAAGCUUAAGUUUGUGGCUGUAUUGUGUGUAAUAUUGUGUGAAAAAGUAGGCAAAUAACUUCGAAAACGGGGUCUUAUGUGUUCCUGUAUUUCUUAAUUGCUAUCAUAUCCUGUGCUAUUUUAAUGGAUAACAGAAAAGAGAGUUAGGCUACAAAAUUGCUUCUGUUGAAAAAGAAUUCUUUUCCGCUCAAAAUAUUAUAUGAACCAGAUCUUGCUGCCAGGAAAUUCAUUGAAGACUUAACGGCAUAGUAAAAUAGUUUAGAAAACGGUCCUUCAAUUUUCAACUAACAAACAUUUUACACAAUUGGAACUAAACCAAAUUCAAUCAAAAGCCAAAUAUAAAUAUAGUUCAUUUCGUUCCAAUAAAAUAAUGAAGCAAACAAAGUAAAGACUUUUUGUUCGUGUCCGAUAUUCAACAUCAAAAUAAUAAAAUACGGAAUUAUAAACCAUCCAUCCGGUUGAAAAGACAAAAACAAAUAAAGUAAAAUAUAUUUGAAAACAUGGCAAUUGGAAAUGAUACCAAAGCCAAGGCUGAUACGACAACAUCAACUGUAGUUGAUAGUAAUGCAUCAACUUCUUUGUCGAUUUCUACAAAUUCACCUUCCAUUUCGUUACCCUUACCAUCAGCAGAGAUCUUAUCGGCUGGGGUAGUGAUGGCUUCCAAUCAUAAAGAUCAUCAGCCAUUGCCGCCACUCUUCCGGCCGCCACAUUUGCAAUCACCUCAACCAGUAACUUCUUCAUUAUCUUCUGUUACCCUAACCACUACAAGUUGUGUGCCAGUUUGUUCAACAGGUGGCAUGACAAUGUCGGACUACCAUAAUCGUUAUCCUUCAUCGGAAGUUGAUGUAUAUAUUGAAGGAAACUGUAUGAGCGGCGAACAAAGCAUUAAUAAUAAUUCCAACUGUUUUGCCAGCGACAUUAGCAACAACAACGGUGAAAUAGUAAAUGAUGGAGGAUUUUUUGGUUCAACAAAUUCUGCGACAUCCAAUAAGUCAGAUACAUCAUCAAUAGGCAGUGUGAAUGGUUUCAUUAAAAAGAACGUUUCAUCUAAUGCUUUGGUGAACUCUCGAGAAGAUAUAACAUCACUUGGUGGCGCUUCAUCGAUAACUAGUCAUCAAUCGGCUAGCAGUUCUUAUCAUAAAAGAACCAAAGAUAUUGCAAGUCACAAAUACUGCAAUGGAGCAGUAUCACACGGCUUAAAAGAAAAUGACGAAGAUAACGAUCUUGGCCCGUUGCCUCCAAAGUGGGAAACUGCUUAUACUGAACGUGGUGAACUUUAUUUUAUUGACCACAACACAGGCACAUCUCAUUGGCUUGAUCCUAGACUGUCAAAAUUUCAAAAAAAAUCUCUGGAAGAUUGUAGUGAAAAUGAACUGCCCUACGGUUGGGAAAAGAUCGAUGAUGCUCUUUAUGGCACAUAUUACAUAGAUCACGUUAACCGUCGUACGCAAUAUGAGAAUCCUGUUCUUGAGGCUAAAAGAAGAUCUGCUGAACAGUCAAAUCAAGAACAUAUUAAUGUCGGUGAUUUGGUACAGCCCGAUGAAAACAAUUCAAUAUUGCCAUAUAAAUUCACCAAAAACCCUCAAGAAAUGCAAGGAGAGAGGAUAACAACAACUCUUUUGAAAUCAUCUCGUGGUCUUGGCAUCACAAUUGUGGGAGGUGAUGAUAAUGAAGAGGAAUUUUUGCAAAUUAAAUCGAUUGUUCCAAAUGGUCCAGCAUGGCUGGAUGGUCAGUUGCAAACUGGUGAUAUUCUCGUUUUUGUAAAUGACACCUGUGUCCUGGGGUUCACUCACCAUGAAAUGGUAAAUGUAUUCCAAAGUAUAUUACCUGGGGAGACGGUUACCCUAGAAGUGUGCAGGGGUUAUCCUCUUCCUUUUGAUCCAAACGACCCGAACACUGAAGUUGUAACAACAAUUGCUGUCGAUGGAAUAAGCUCGAACGCAGACAAAAAUCAAAUGCUCAUGAAUUUGAAUACGGAUGGGAACUAUAAUUUUGUAGAUAUAUCUGACUCCACAGGAAUGGAUAGAAAUAACCAACAGACACACAAACUUGGUCCAGGAAUAUCAAGUGAAUCAAAUGACAAAAACGUAAAUGAUGAAUUCAUUUUAAUGAAAAAACCCGAGGUACUUACAUUGGCUAUUUCUAAAGGCGGUAUGGGUUUUGGGUUUACAAUUGCUGAUAGCGCCCAUGGUCAGAAGGUGAAAAAAAUUCUAGAUAGAAACUGUUGUAAAAAUCUUCAAGAAGGAGAUAUUUUGCUUGAGAUAAACAAUUCUCCAGUGAACCAUAUGACACACUGUGAAGUAGUUCGGGUUUUAAAAGAUUGCCCAAAAACUGAAUCAACUACGGUAAAAAUUCAACGAGGGAACAAUAUAAGCAGUUCAAAUACGGGUGGUCUAACGUCUGUUAGUAGUGGUAAAUUAAGAAAAUUCAGUUUAAGCAGCAAGCAAGUUUUAGGAAGUGGAAUGUUUCGGAGUAAAACACCUAAUGCGGAACUUUAUAGCACUCAACCGAAAGAGAUUUUGCCAAUUCGGCCUAAAACACCAUUGGUUGAUACACGACGUGCUCGCGUGAAGACUCCUUCGCAUGAGCUUAAUGAAGAAAUAGCUGCAGUAACAAAUAGACUGGAGAAACAUAGUGAAGACAACAAGUCCAUCGGUGCAGAUGCCAAGUCGACCAAUAGUUUGCAAGAAAUUGAUUCCAUAAAUAAUGAUAUCCCAUUUAUGGAUCCAUAUCCAAAGUUAGUAACGAGCUUAAGUGAAAGACUAGCUGAAGCAUCAUUAGUAAAUGAAAAUCAUAAUAACAUUUAUCCAAUGGAUACAAAUAGAACGCUGCCUAAAAUAGAUGGAUAUGAAAAUAUGCUUACAUCUCCAGACUUCGGAUAUAAUUCUCUAUACGAUGGACUUACAGUUCAAAGAGAGCCUUACGAAGGCAGUGAACCUGCUCAACAAAAUGGUGAAGUAGGAAGCGGAUUGUACUCACCUCAUAUGGCAAUAAUGGCUCCAGUGCCUACCUAUCACCAGGAUAGUUGCUAUUGUUAUGAUUGUCAGGACUAUCAGCGUUACAAAUUCCAUCAUGGAUUCUAUCAUAACCAUCAAAACUCUCAAAAUGGAAGGAUACAAAAAAGAGUGACUGAGUUAUUGAACGAUCGAAGGAAAACAGGAUUUAGUCCACUGGAGAUUCAUCGUCCAUUGUUAUCGGAGCAACAUCAGCAUCAACAACCACAACAAAACUAUAUGCAAGUAGCUCCACAAAUGUGGAACUAUAUAAGUGGAGUGACUAGCACGACAACUAGAAAUGAUGAAGAAUGCGAGCUAUCUGAAGUAACGUUGGAAAGACAAGCCCAAGGUUUUGGAUUCCGCAUAGUUGGAGGAACUGAAGAGGGUUCCCAAGUAACUGUAGGGCACGUAAUCCCAGGAGGUGCAGCUGAUGGAGAUCCUAGAAUUGCUACUGGUGAUGAAAUUCUAAGCAUCGAUGGAGUGAAUGUGGUAAAUUCAUCUCAUCAUAAAGUUGUUUCUUUAAUGGGUGAAGCUGCCCUACGUGGACAAGUGAUAAUGAUAUUGAGACGUAGAAUGAGACAUUCUUCAGCUCCUACUCAAGGACGACCGAUUCGAUAUCCAUACGAUGUAAUUGUUAGUCGACAUGAAAGUGAAGGUUUUGGGUUUGUAAUUAUAUCAUCAUCGAAUCAAUACUUCGGAUCAGCUAUUGGAAAGUUAAUUCCGGGAAGCCCUGCUGACCGUUGUGGAGACUUAAAAGUUGGCGAUCGAAUUGUUGCAGUCAAUAAAAUAGAUAUAGCAGGUAUGAGCCACGGUGAUGUCGUUAAUCUCAUUAAAGAAUCAGGCUUGCAUGUUCGACUCACAAUUGGAUCACCAAAAGAAGAUAACCCCAUACUUAGUCCAUCACAAUCAUCACCCGUGUUGACACAACUUAAGGGUGAUACUCCAACAUAUUUUGACAGAACCCACAUAAGUCAAUACCCACAAUUAUGACUCUGAGAUUUAAGAAUUCGGUUAUAUAAAAGCUUCCUACUAGAAGGAUUUUAGUAAAAGCAACGUACUUGUGGUUCAAUCAAUAAUUGUAACAGCAAGUGCGUUUGAAUUGUAAUUUUGUAAAUAUAACAAAAAAAACACAUCAACAACGUCGAUAAAGCUUGGUUCUUUUUCUAAAGACUGAUUGGAAAAGAACUAAGAGUAUAUACAAGUAUUUUAUGGCGAUUUAAAAGAUAACUAUGUAUUUGUGUACAUUUGAAAUAAAUUUAAGUUUAAACUGUAUCAAUUAAAGCUUUUACUCAAGCAUUGAAUUCUUGUUCAUAAUGUACUUACUCAGAUUGGUCUAAAAAUAGG